Molecule: messenger RNA, 228 nt
Organism: Striga hermonthica
Lineage: Eukaryota; Viridiplantae; Streptophyta; Magnoliopsida; Lamiales; Orobanchaceae
Source: the annotation of a GenBank genome assembly
GUUUACGAGAGUUUUCCAUUCCACAUUGCUUUGUCAUGGAAGGGUACUUCUCCUGAUGCACAAAAUGGGGUGGCAGAUAAUCAGCAGAGCACUAUAGUAUUCCCCAAGGGUAAUCCAAUACCUAGUGUGAAGGCUUUGACUUUCUACAGAUCUGGCACCUUCAAUGUAGAUGUACAAUAUGCUGACAUCAGCGAAUUGCAGGCACCCGCUAAGAUUAGUACUUACACG